Molecule: messenger RNA, 306 nt
Organism: Protopolystoma xenopodis
Lineage: Eukaryota; Metazoa; Platyhelminthes; Monogenea; Polystomatidea; Polystomatidae
Source: the annotation of a GenBank genome assembly
AUGAAAUGCGUCUCGAGAGCGUGGCAAUUGUGGACAGCUGACCUGCCAGUUUCCACGGCAUAUCCCAACCGUCAGCCAGUCACUUGGCAGGAUCCUCUGAAUGCAGGCGCGAUCAAGUAUUCGGUCGAGUUGGUGCGCACGGUCUUGGCUCGUCUCGUGGGUGCACAGAAUGCAACGGCACAGAAAGGUCCGCAGGGAGGCGCGAGGUGGUCAAAAAGACCGACGAAAAAAGUACCACGCCAACAGCGCCACGGUGCAAAUGAGCAUGAUUGUUUGGACAAACUGCCAUCAUCGGGGUCGCCAUAG